CACCAACUCCCUGUCCGCGCUGCCGUUUUUCGCCAUCGCCUCCCUCCACGACUCUGAGCUGAGCUGUGCUGCCGGCUGCCGCUCCUUCCACCUUCGCCAAUCAUCCAUCCCACCCCACCCAUCGCCGUCGCUUUCAUCCCCUUCUUCUGAUCCUUCUCCUUUACGCGCCCACACCUCUCUUAGUCUUAGAGCACGGCUGGACGGAGCCGCAGGCCCGCAGGGCGACGACGGCGAGGGGAUGUCGGGAGCGUGGGGCGGCACCACGCAGAAGUGCGCGUCGUGCGGGCGGACGGUGUACCCCGUCGAGGAGCUCACCGCCGACGGCCGCGUCUACCACCGACCCUGCUUCCGGUGCCACCACUGCAAGAGCACCCUCCAGUUUAGUAAUUAUUGUUCCAUCGAAGGUGUCUUGUACUGCAAGCCUCACUAUGACCAGAUAUUGAAAUCAACCGGCAGUUUGGAGAAAAGUUUCGAAGGUGUGGCCAGAUCAGCUAAGUCAGAAAAAUCAAAUGGACAUAAGGGCCAGCAAAACAGUAGAUUUUCUAGCAUGUUUGUGGGCACACAAGAGAAGUGUGUCGUCUGUAACAAGACUGUGUACCCUCUUGAAAAGGUUGGUCUUAAUGAAAGCUCGUAUCAUAAAUCAUGCUUCCGUUGCACCCAUGGUGGUUGUACGCUUAGUCCAUCCAACCAUAUCACGCAUGAAGGCAAACUUUAUUGCAAGACCCACCAUUCUCAGCUGUUCAUGGUUAAGGGAGAUUUCAGUCAGUUUGAGGAGAACUCUGGGAAUGCAGAAGUGGCUACUGAGAAACAACCAGAAACAGAAGAAACCACGAAGAACCCAGGUCAAGGUGAUGAACUCACGGAGAAACCAUUGGAAAGCGAGCCUACAGCUGAAAAAUCAUCACAAAACUAUGUUGCAGCUGAAAAACAAUUGCAAAGUAGCAUUGGUGUCACAGAACCAUCUGAAAGCACUACAUCAGCAGAAAGCGAAAGAGUUGCUGAGAGUGAGUCAAAGAGUUAUGUUGUCAGCAAGCCAUCAGAAAGUAGUGUAGAAGAGUCACAGCAGAACAGUGUGGUUGAUGUAAAGCCAUCAGGAAGCAGUGCAGCCAUAAGAAAAUCAUGGCAACGCAGUCUUCGCACAGAUAAACCGUUAGUGAGUAGUACAACCUCUGAAAAGCCAUCACUGAGCAGUACUGCCAUUGAGAAGCCAUCAUCAAGUAAUGGGGUUGAUGUGAAACAGUCUGAAAGCAGCACGGUAGUAAAAAAGUCAUGGCAACGGAGUUUAGCUACUGAGAAUCCACCGCAGAGCAUUUUACCAUUGGAAAAUCCAUCAGCGACCAGUGUAGAUGAUGCUAAGCUAUCAGAAAGCAGCAAAGUGAUAAAAAAACCAUGGCAACGCAUUGUGGCUGCUGAGAAGCAAAUACAGAACAGUGGCCCAAUUGAGAAGUCACAGAAGAGUGUACCUACUGAGAAGGCAUCACCGACGGCUGAUAUGAAGCCAUUAGAAAGCACCACGGAAGUUAAAAGGUCAUGGGAGCGUAGGGUGUUCAAUCAUAAGCCAUUGAAGAGCAAUGUAGAUGAUACUGAGAAACCAUCUGCAAGCAGUAUGGUUGAUGUGAAGCCAGCGGAAACCAGUACUGUAGCCCCUGUGCCACAGCAACACACCGAAACCAUUGAGAAACCUUCAGAGACCAGUGCAGAUGAUGCAAAGAGUGCAGACGAUGCGAAGCCAUCAGAGAACACUGCAGCAGCAGUUAAAAAGUCAUGGCAACACAAUAUAGGCACUGAGAAGCAACUCCAUAGCAGUGCAGUUGAUGCAAAGACAAUUGAAAGUAGUGGAACUGUCAAAAGGCUGUGGCAGCGCAGUGUUGCAACUGAGAAGCAAUCACAAAGUGGUGCCGCAGUUGUGACACCAUCACAAAGCAGUGUAGCUGUCUCCAAGCCAUUCCAGAGCAACAUGGCUGGGAAAAAGACAUGGCAAAGAAGUGUGGCUCCAGAAAAACAGCCUAUGGCUAGCAAUAAGCCAUUGCAAAGCAAGACGGUUCUCGAGAGUCCCCUCGAAAGCAAGACAGUUGAUGAGAAAAUGUCGCAAAGCAGUGUACCUACUGAGGAACCACGGCAAGUCACUUUGGCCACUGAAAACAAGUCGCAGAUCAGGAAAGAUACAAAAAAGAGCGGGCCGUCAGCAACAUGUGAGACAGCCGAAGCACCAUCACUUGCUGCAAAUAUAUUACAAGGUGAUGUUUCCACAGAAAAACCAUCGCAAACUGACAUGCCUACCAUGGCACCAAGUCAGAUCCCUGAGCCUACUGAAAAGCCAUCAGAAAGUGUGGUUAAAACUGAGAAGUCACCAGCGAAUGACACUGCUGCUGAGAAACUACCUCAAAGCAGUGUCACCGAGAAGAUAGAAAGUGUAGCAGCCACAUUCAAGCCAUCUCAAAGUGAUACAGCCCAUCAGAUAAUCUCAGAGAGGAAGAUGGCAACUGAGAAAAUAUUGGAAAGUGCCAUGGCUGCAGAGAAGCCACCUCCAAGUGAUUUGAUCACUGAGAAGCCAUCAGUACAAGAUACUGCAGAUGAGCCAGUACAAACUAAUGAACGGUCUGAGCAGACUGAAGAGGCUGUUGAGAAGCCACCUCAAAGUGAAGGGAUUGCCGAGGACACGUCACGGAGUGAAAUAUCUCUUGAGACUCUAAAUGAUGCCACCGUCGUGAAGACACUAGAGUCUGAAAGUGAUGCCACUUCUGGCAAAUCAACCAUGGAUCCAUCAGAAUAUGAAGGGCUUUCAUCUAGUGAUAAUUCUUCAGACUCUCAAAGCAAUCCAAAUGCUGAGCAGCCAUUAGAACCUAAAGGCAUUGUGGCUGAGAAGGCAGCUGACCAGAUAGUGGAAUCAGAAAAUGAUGCGGUUGCUGAGCACUCAUCAGAGCUUCAAGGCGUUGCACCUGGUGAGGUUCCAAAGGAGCAACCAUCAGAAUACCAGAAGGAUGCCACUAUGGGGCAGCCACUGGAACCUCAACAUGAAGAAGAUCCUGGGAAUCCACGAGAGCCUGUUGAUGAUUCAACCGCCAAGGACUCAUCGGAGCCUGAAAGUGACAUAGCUGCUGAACAGCCAGCAGAAUCGCAAAAUGAUGCAGGUCAGUCAGCGGGACAGUCAUCAGAAGUACAUCAAGGUGGUAUGGCUAGUGAGCCUUCUGGGCUUCAAACCAAUGCAGCUGCUGAUAAACUGUCAGCGCAGCCAUCAGAGCCGGAGAGCAAUGCAUCUCUUGAUAAGCCAUCAGAGUCUCAAACUGAUGCAACUACCAUGGAGCCACCAGAGCCUCAAAUUGAUGCUGCUCUUGAUAAGCCAACUGAUCAGCCAUUGGAACCUCAAGAUGAUGCAUCUGUUGAGAAGCCAUCUGGAAAUGAAAGGGGUGAUGUUUCUGAGAAACCGUCAGAAGGCAGCUCAGCUACUGACACACUGCCUGUACAGGGCUGCAUUUCUGAUGAGACACAACAUCAGAGCAAUGCACCCAUAGAAACACCAUCAGGAAGUGACACAGUUGUUGAGGAUUCAACAAGCGAAGAAGAAAGGAGCAGUAAACCAGCAGAGGAAAGCACAGAUCUUGAGAAGCCAUCUGAGGAAGAAGAGGCGAGUGCCAAGCCAUCAGAGGACAUUUUAACUUCUGAGAAGCCAUUGGAGGAAGGCGAGGCAAAUGUGGAGCCAUCAGAAGACAAUGCUGCUCUUGGGAAACCACUGGAGAAAGAAGAGAUUGGUGCCAAGCCAUCCGAGGACAUUUUGGUUCCCGAGAAGCCAUUGGAGGAAGGCAAGGCAACUGCGGAGUCAUCAGAAGACAGUGCUGCUCUUGGAGAACCAAAAGAGGAAGAUGAGGUGAGUGCCAAGCCAUCGGAGGACAGUGUGGCUGUUGAGAAGCCAUUGGAGGAAAGCGAGGUAAAUGCGGAGCCAUCAGAAGACAAUGCUGCUCUUGGGAAACCAUUGGAGGAAGGCAAGACAAUUGCCAAGCCAUCCGAAGACAGUGUGCCUCUUGAGAAGCCACUGGAGAAAGAAGAUGACAGUGUCAAGCCAUCCGAGGGGGUUGAUGCUCUUGAGAAGUCAGCCAGUGACAAGCCAUCAGAGGAACAGGGCGUGGCUAGCGAGAAGCUGUCUCACGACGACGCUGUCGUCGAGGCGCCAUCGCAAGAUGACACAGACACGGCCAGUGACAAGCCCUCAUCUACAGCAGACACCCUUGAAACUGCCUGAGACAGCAGUUAGCCGGUUACAUUUAGUUAGCAACAGUUUUUAACAGAGUGUGGAUCGAAUACUACUGUUGAUAUUUAUGUGUGGCUUUUGUUUGUUUUUGCUCUGUAAAAUGCUUGAGUUGUAAAAUUUGAGGGAAAGAUACUAUGGAUAUUGAUUUGAUUUGUUUACAAGCAAUAAUCCCUUCCCCCCUUUGUUGGGAGGAGGAUACUAUUGAGGUUACACAUAGGAUUUGUGUGCGGUUUGAUUCUUUGCUGCUGCUAUUUUUGUAAUUUGUAAAUGGUUUGAUACAAAUUAUUCUGUUUGCACAUUAUUUGGUUGUAUGAUAUGUCUAGUUGCUUGUGA
This is a messenger RNA of Phragmites australis (common reed), 4579 nucleotides long. RefSeq lists its product as uncharacterized. The transcript has 5 exons. Gene Ontology annotation, biological process: actin filament bundle assembly. Bases 239 to 4237 code for a protein of 1332 amino acids. The record is from RefSeq and is a predicted model, not a curated record. Gene Ontology annotation, cellular component: actin cytoskeleton; plasma membrane. NCBI's taxonomy places the organism in Eukaryota, Viridiplantae, Streptophyta, Magnoliopsida, Poales, Poaceae. Gene Ontology annotation, molecular function: actin filament binding.